Molecule: messenger RNA, 9096 nt
Organism: Centropristis striata (black sea bass)
Lineage: Eukaryota; Metazoa; Chordata; Actinopteri; Perciformes; Serranidae
Product: zinc finger protein 431-like
Exons: 14
Coding region: 52-7938 (2628 amino acids)
Source: RefSeq, a predicted model, not a curated record
UUUCACGAGACACUUCUGAUUCCAGGACGUACGUCUGAAAGAAGAAGAAGAAUGAGUCCUCCAAGAAAGAAACUGGGAGAACGAGAGGGACUCAAGCAUCACCGCUGUGAGCUCUGUGAGAAAUCCUUCACAACAGCUGGACGCCUGAAGGUUCACCAAUGGGUUCACACUGGAGAGAAACCGUACAGCUUUGACCAGUGUGGGAACGCUUUCACCACGGCAAAGGACCUGAGAGAACAUCAACGUGUUCUCACCAGAGAGAAAACGUACAGCUGUGACCAAUGUGGGAAAGCUUUCACCACGGCACAGGUCCUGAGACAACAUCAACGUGUUCACACUGGAGAGAAACCGUACAGCUGUGAGCAGUGUGAGAAAACUUUUUCACAAAGAGGUCACCUUGUUGCUCACCGACGCGUUCACACUGGAGAGAAGCCCUACAGCUGUGACCAGUGUGGGAGUGAUUUCACCACGGCAAAGAGCCUGAGACAACAUAAACUAAUUCACUCUGGAGAGAAGCCGUACAGCUGUGACCAGUGUGGGAACGCUUUCACCACGGCACAGGUCCUGAGACAACAUCAACGUGUUCACACUGGAGAGAAACCGUACAGCUGUGAGCAGUGUGAGAAAACUUUUUCACAAAAAGGUCACCUUGUUGCUCACCGACGCGUUCACACUGGAGAGAAGCCCUACAGCUGUGACCAGUGUGGGAGUGAUUUCACCACGGCACAGAGCCUAAGACGACAUCAACGUGUUCACACUGGAGAGAAACCGUACAGCUGCGACCAGUGUGGUAAUACUUUUUCACAAAGUGACCACCUUAAUGUUCACCGACGUGUUCACACUGGAGAGAAACCGUACAGCUGCGACCAGUGUGGUAAUACUUUUUCACAAAGUGACAGCCUUAAUGUUCACCGACGGGUUCACACUGGAGAGAAGCCCUACAGCUGUGACCAGUGUGGGAGUGAUUUCACCACGGCACAGAGCCUGAGACGACAUCAACGUGUUCACACUGGAGAGAAACCAUACUGGUGUGAACAAUGUGGGAAAACCUUUUCACAAAGUGGUGACCUUAAAGUCCACUUACGAGUUCACACUGGAGACAAACCAUACUGGUGUGACCAGUGUGGGAGUGAUUUCACCACGGCACAGAGCCUGAGACGACAUCAACGUGUUCACACUGGAGAGAAACCGUACAGAUGUAGCCAGUGUGGUAAUACCUUUUCACAAAGUGACCACCUUAAUGUUCACCGACGUGUUCACACUGGAGAGAAACCAUACUGGUGUGAACAAUGUGGGAAAACCUUUUCACAAAGUGGUGACCUUAAAGUCCACUUACGAGUUCACACUGGGGAGAAACCUUACAGCUGUGACCAGUGUGGGAACGUCUUCACCACGACACAGAGCCUGAGACAACAUCAACGCAUUCAUACUGGAGAGAAACCGUACAGCUGUGACCAGUGUGGGAACACUUUCACCACAACACAGACCCUGAGGCAACAUUAUCGUAUUCAUACUGGGGAGAAACCAUACAGCUGUGACCAGUGUCGGAGCGCUUUCACCAUGGCAACGACCCUGAGACGACAUCAACGCAUUCACACUGGAGAGAAGCCGUACAGCUGUGACCAAUGUGGGAAAGCUUUCACCACGGCACAGAGCCUGAGAAAACAUGAACGCAUUCACCAACGCAUUCACACUGGAGAGAAACCGUACUGGUGUGAACAAUGUGGGAAAAGGUUUUCUCAGAGUAGUUCCCUUAAAGUUCACCAACGCAUUCACACUGGAGAGAAACCUUACUGGUGUGAGCAAUGUGGGAAAAUGUUUUCUCAGACUGGUAACCUUAAAGUACAUUUCCGCAUCCAUACUGGAGAGAGACCUUACAGCUGUGACCAAUGUGGCAACACUUUCCGUCAAAUAAAGAACCUGAGAAUGCAUCAACGCAUCCAUACUGGAGAGAAACCUUACAGCUGUGACCAAUGUGGCAACACUUUCAGUCAAAUACGGAGCCUGAGAAUGCACCAACGCAUCCAUACUGGAGAGAAACCUUACAGCUGUGACCAAUGCAACAAGUCCUUUGCUCAAAAGAGUGCCUGGAGAACCCACACAAAUGGUCAUACUGGAGAGAAACCAUACAGCUGUGACAAAUGUAACAAGUCCUUUGCUGCACAGAGUUCCUUGAGCGUCCACAAGCAUGUUCAUACUGGAGAGAAACCAUACAGCUGUGACCAAUGUAACAAGUCCUUUGCUCAACAGAGUAAUCUUGAAGUCCACCGACGCAUUCACACUGGAGAGAAGCCGUACCCCUGUGACCAAUGUGGGAAAACCUUUACUCAGAGUUCUCACCUUAAAACUCACCAACGGGUUCACACUGGAGAGAAACCCUACCGCUGUCAGCUCUGUGAGAAAUCUUUCACAACAGCUGGACGCCUGAAGGUUCACCAAUGGGUUCACACUGGAGAGAAACCGUACAGCUGUGACCAGUGUGGGAACGCUUUCACCACGACACAGGGCCUGAGAGAACAUCAACGCAUUCACACUGGAGAGAAGCCAUACAGCUGUGACCAGUGUGGGAGCGCUUUCACCACGGCACGGAGCCUGAGAAAACAUCAACGUGUUCACACUGGAGAGAAACCGUACAGCUGUGACCAGUGUGGGAACGCUUUCACCACGGCACGGAGCCUGAGAAAACAUCAACGUGUUCACACUGGAGAGAAACCGUACAGCUGUGACCAGUGUGGAAGUACUUUUUCACAAAGUGGAGGCCUUAAUGUUCACCGACGUGUUCACACUGGAGAGAAACCGUACAGCUGUGACCAGUGUGAAAAAACUUUUUCGCGAUUGAGUCACCUUGUUGCUCACCAACGUGUUCACACUGGAGAGAAGCCCUACAGCUGUGACCAGUGUGGGAACGCUUUCACUACGUCAGGGAGCCUGAGACAACAUCAACGUGUUCACACUGGAGAGAAACCAUACUGUUGUGACAAAUGUGGGAAAACUUUUUCACAAAGUAAUAACCUUGAUGCUCACCGACGUGUUCACACUGGAGAGAAACCGUACUGGUGUGACCAAUGUGGGAAAACAUUUUCUGAGAUGAGUAUCCUUAAAAAACACCAACGCAUUCACACAAAAGAGGGACUCAAACAUCACCACUGUCAGCUCUGUGACAAAUCCUUCACAACAGCUGGAAGUUUAAAGAUACAUCUACGAGUUCACACGGGAGAGAAGCCGUACAGCUGUGACCAAUGUGGGAAAGCUUUCACCUGGGCACAGAGUCUUAGACAACAUAAACUAAUUCACUCUGGAGAGAAACCGUACAGCUGUGACCAGUGUGGGAGAGCUUUCACUCAGGCAGGUAACCUGAAACAACAUCAACGCAUUCAUUCUGGAGAAAAACUGUACAGUUGUGAUAAGUGUGGGAGAGCUUUCAACAGCUCACCGAACCUGAGACAGUAUAAACAAAUUCACACUGGAGAGAAGCCGUACAGCUGUGAUCAGUGUGGGAAUUCUUUCACUCAGGCACGUCACCUGAGAAGGCAUGAACUCAUGCACACUGGAGAGAAGCUGUACCUCUAUGACCAGUGUGGGAAUGCUUUUUCCACUGCAUGUAACCUGAAAAAACAUCAAUACGUUCAUACUGGAGAGAAACCGUACAGCUGUGACCAAUGUCAGAAAACCUUUGUCUCCACAGAUCAUCUAAAAUGCCACAGACGUGUUCACACUGGAGAGAAACCGUACUGGUGUGAACAAUGUGGGAAAACAUUUUCACAACGUAAUCACCUUGAUUCUCACCGACGUGUUCAUAAUGGGGAGAAACCGUACUGGUGUGAAAUAUGUGGGAAAAAGUUUUCCUGGAUUGCUGGACGCCUGAAGGUUCACCAAUGGGUUCACACUGGAGAGAAACCGUACAGCUGUGACCAGUGUGGGAACGCUUUCACCACGACACAGGGCCUGAGAGAACAUCAACGCAUUCACACUGGAGAGAAGCCAUACAGCUGUGACCAGUGUGGGAACGCUUUCACCACGGCACGGAGCCUGAGACAACAUCAACGUGUUCACACUGGAGAGAAACCGUACAGCUGUGACCAGUGUGGAAGUACUUUUUCACAAAGUGGAGGCCUUAAUGUUCACCGACGUGUUCACACUGGAGAGAAACCGUACAGCUGUGACCAGUGUGAAAAAACUUUUUCGCGAUUGAGUCACCUUGUUGCUCACCAACGUGUUCACGCUGGAGAGAAGCCCUACAGCUGUGACCAGUGUGGGAACGCUUUCACUACGUCAGGGAGCCUGAGACAACAUCAACGUGUUCACACUGGAGAGAAACCAUACUGGUGUGACAAAUGUGGGAAAACUUUUUCACAAAGUGGUAACCUUGAUGCUCACCGACGUGUUCACACUGGAGAGAAACCGUACUGGUGUGACCAAUUUGGGAAAACAUUUUCUGAGAUGAGUAUCCUUAAAAAACACCAACGCAUUCACACAAAAGAGAAACCGUACAGCUGUGACCAAUGUGGGAAAGCUUUCACCACGGCACAGGUCCUGAGACAACAUCAACGUGUUCACACUGGAGAGAAACCGUACAGCUGUGAGCAGUGUGAGAAAACUUUUUCACAAAGAGGUCACCUUGUUGCUCACCGACGCGUUCACACUGGAGAGAAGCCCUACAGCUGUGACCAGUGUGGGAGUGAUUUCACCACGGCAAAGAGCCUGAGACAACAUAAACUAAUUCACUCUGGAGAGAAGCCCUACAGCUGUGACCAGUGUGGGAGUGAUUUCACCACGGCACAGAGCCUAAGACGACAUCAACGUGUUCACACUGGAGAGAAACCGUACAGCUGCGACCAGUGUGGUAAUACUUUUUCACAAAGUGACCACCUUAAUGUUCACCGACGUGUUCACACUGGAGAGAAACCGUACAGCUGCGACCAGUGUGGUAAUACUUUUUCACAAAGUGACAGCCUUAAUGUUCACCGACGGGUUCACACUGGAGAGAAGCCCUACAGCUGUGACCAGUGUGGGAGUGAUUUCACCACGGCACAGAGCCUGAGACGACAUCAACGUGUUCACACUGGAGAGAAACCAUACUGGUGUGAACAAUGUGGGAAAACCUUUUCACAAAGUGGUGACCUUAAAGUCCACUUACGAGUUCACACUGGAGACAAACCAUACUGGUGUGACCAGUGUGGGAGUGAUUUCACCACGGCACAGAGCCUGAGACGACAUCAACGUGUUCACACUGGAGAGAAACCGUACAGAUGUAGCCAGUGUGGUAAUACCUUUUCACAAAGUGACCACCUUAAUGUUCACCGACGUGUUCACACUGGAGAGAAACCAUACUGGUGUGAACAAUGUGGGAAAACCUUUUCACAAAGUGGUGACCUUAAAGUCCACUUACGAGUUGACACUGGAGAGAAACCAUACUGGUGUGACCAAUGUGGGAAAACAUUUUCUGAGAUGACUCGAAGUUUAAGGCGUCACCUACAGGUUCACACUGGGGAGAAACCUUACAGCUGUGACCAGUGUGGGAACGUCUUCACCACGACACAGAGCCUGAGACAACAUCAACGCAUUCAUACUGGAGAGAAACCGUACAGCUGUGACCAGUGUGGGAACACUUUCACCACAACACAGACCCUGAGGCAACAUUAUCGUAUUCAUACUGGGGAGAAACCGUACAGCUGUGACCAGUGUGGGAGCGCUUUCACCAUGGCAACGACCCUGAGACGACAUCAACGCAUUCACACUGGAGAGAAGCCGUACAGCUGUGACCAAUGUGGGAAAGCUUUCACCACGGCACAGAGCCUGAGAAACCAUGAACGUAGUCAUACUGGAGAGAAACUGUACAACUGUGAUCAAUGUGUAAAAGCUUUCACCACAUCACAGGGCCUGAGACAACAUCAACCCAUUCACAUUGGAGCAAAGCCGUACGGCUGCUACCAAUGUCGGAAGGCUUUCACCACAGCACAGAAUCUGAGAGAACAUAUACAAGUUCACAUGGGAGAGAAACCGUACUGGUGUGAACAAUGUGAGAAAAGGUUUUCUCGGAGUAGUCACCUUAAAGUGCACCAACGCAUUCACACUGGAGAGAAACCGUACUGGUGUGAACAAUGUGGGAAAAGGUUUUCUCAGAGUAGUUCCCUUAAAGUUCACCAACGCAUUCACACUGGAGAGAAACCUUACUGGUGUGAGCAAUGUGGGAAAAUGUUUUCUCAGACUGCUGCAUAUUUAAAGGUACAUUUCCGCAUCCAUACUGGAGAGAGACCUUACAGCUGUGACCAAUGUGGCAAAACUUUCAAUGAGAUGCAGAACCUGAGAAUGCAUCAACGCAUCCAUACUGGAGAGAAACCUUACAGCUGUGACCAAUGUGGCAACACUUUCAGUAAAAUAAAUAGCCUGAGAAUGCACCAACGCAUCCAUACUGGAGAGAAACCUUACAGCUGUGACCAAUGCAACAAGUCCUUUGCUCAAAAGAGUGCCUGGAGGACCCACACAAAUGGUCAUACUGGAGAGAAACCAUACAGCUGUGACAAAUGUAACAAGUCCUUUGCUGCACAGAGUUCCUUGAGCGUCCACAAGCAUGUUCAUACUGGAGAGAAACCAUACAGCUGUGACCAAUGUAACAAGUCCUUUGCUCAACAGAGUAAUCUUGAAGUCCACCGACGCAUUCACACUGGAGAGAAGCCGUACCCUUGUGACCAAUGUGGGAAAACCUUUACUCAGAGUUCUCACCUUAAAACUCACCAACGGGUUCACACUGGAGAGAAACCCUAUAUGUGUCAUCUCUGUGACAAAUCCUUCACAACAGCUGGAAGUUUAAAGAUACAUCUACGGGUUCACACUGGAGAGAAGCCGUACAGCUGUGACCAAUGUGGGAAAGCUUUUACCUGGGCACAGAGCCUUAGACAACAUAAACUAAUUCACUCUGGAGAGAAGCCGUACAGCUGUGACCAGUGUGGGAAAGCUUUUACCACUGCAAAGCACCUGAAACGGCAUCAACGCAUUCACACUGGAGAGAAGCCGUACAGCUGUGACCAAUGUGGGAAAGCUUUUACCACUGCACAGCACCUGAAAGGGCAUCAACGCAUUCACACUGGAGAGAAGCCGUACAGCUGUGACCAAUGUGGGAAAGCUUUCACCUGGACACAGAGCCUUAGACAACAUAAACUAAUUCACUCUGGAGAGAACCCGUACAGCUGUGACCAGUGUGGGAAUUCUUUCACCACUGCACAGCACCUGAAACAGCAUCAACGCAUUAACACUGGAGAGAAGCCAUACAGCUGUGACCAGUGUGGGAACACUUUCACCACUGCAUGGGACCUAAAACGGCAUCACCGCAUUCACACUGGAGAGAAGCCAUACAGCUGUGACCAGUGUGGGAAAGCUUUCAAUCGGGCAGGUAACCUGAAACAACAUCAACUCAUUCAUUCUGGAGAAAAACUGUACAGUUGUGAUAAGUGUCGGAGAGCUUUCAACAACUCACCGAACCUGAGACAGCAUAAACGAAUUCACACUGGAGAGAAGCUGUACAGCUGUGAUCAGUGUGGGAAUUCUUUCACUCAGGCACAUCACCUGAGAAGGCAUGAACUCAUUCACACUGGAGAGAAGCUGUACCUCUGUGACCAGUGUGGGAAUGCUUUUUCCACGGCAUGUAACCUGAAAAAACAUCAAUACGUUCAUACUGGAGAGAAACCGUACAGCUGUGACCAAUGUCAGAAAACCUUUGUCUCCACAGAUCAUCUAAAAUGCCACAGACGUGUUCACACUGGAGAGAAACCGUACUGGUGUGAACAAUGUGGGAAAACAUUUUCAAAACGUAAUUCCCUUGAUUCUCACCGACGUGUUCAUAAUGGGGAGAAACCGUACUGGUGCGAAAUAUGUGGGAAAAAGUUUUCCUGGAUUGGUACCCUUAAAACACAUCAGCACACUCACACAAAGUCUUUCUAAGUGUUUUUAGAGCCACGCCAGCUGCUUCAUGCCUCCUCUCCAUGUACUGUGUUGUUUUAUUCUGAACUUCUCUCUGAAACUAAAGACUGACAGCAGUAACUGAGUCUGACUGAGGUGGUUUGAUCCAGUGAGGAGGAAGAGGAGAUGAAUAAACAGAGACACAAAAACACUCCAGAGUUCAAACUUAGACUGAACAAGCCUUUAUUCUUGUGGAAUUAUGAAAAAAAUCAAAAUAUCAUUUUAAACAUUGAUCUAUUGUUACUUUCAUUCUCAGCAUCAACAUGGUCAUUAUUAUUAAUGAUCUGACACCAGUAACACAAUAAAUAUCAUUAAAACAUGCACAGCCUGUAAUCGGUGCUGGAAUGUAACUCAUCACAUUUGUUCAAGUACUGUACUUAAGCAACGUUUUUUGGGAGUCGUAAGUUGAAUAUUUCCAUUUUAAAUCACUCUAUACUCAUUAUGCACUACAUUUAACUGGCAUCUUUAGUUAUUUUACCAGUUGAGAUUUAACAUGAAUUUUUUUUAAAUGUUCAAUUAUUGAAGAUUCUUACAUGAAUCCAGGAUUAAAAAACUGGAAAAAAUACAUUUUUUAUCUGGAUUUUUAUUCUGUGUUAUGUUUUUAUAUUUAGAAUUUUUAUUUUAUUUAAAUUUGUUGACUUUUUUUUAAUCUUAAGCCAUAUAUAUUGAUGGGGAUAUAUUGAUUUGAUAAACUCUGUAACUACUAAACUCUGUAACUUCAGUUCCUUUGAGUUAAGUUCUCCACGUCAGCAGUGUUUGCAUUACUGCUGGAAAACAUGUUUAUAUGUCUGGAUCAAUACAGAUGUUCACAUCUGCACUGACUCACCAAACAUGGAUCAUCACACGUCUCCAGCUUGGAGGGACAAAGUGCGUCUCUCUGCAAAUAACAUCUGCGUGCCAUCGGACCAUCAACUCAAUGAAUUCUUGUAACUUGGUCAGAUCUUCUUGAUCCUAUUUGGCUGAUAGAACUCUGUCCCUAUCCAGCUGAACAGUGUGAUGUGACUCUGUUUCUACAUGAUUGAUAUUCUUGUCUGACUUGUAUACUCAUCAUAAUCUUUGUAUUUUUUCUAUAUGUUAUCUUGUAUUAAAAUUACUUAAAGAAAAGCAUGUUUUAAAUACUUUUUAUUUCUAACUAAGGAA